Molecule: messenger RNA, 1267 nt
Organism: Theileria parva strain Muguga
Lineage: Eukaryota; Apicomplexa; Aconoidasida; Piroplasmida; Theileriidae
Product: GPI transamidase subunit PIG-U family protein
Exons: 8
Coding region: 44-1267 (407 amino acids)
Biological process (GO): attachment of GPI anchor to protein; protein localization to cell surface
Cellular component (GO): GPI-anchor transamidase complex; membrane
Source: RefSeq, a predicted model, not a curated record
CUUUAUUCUAACCUUACACCUACUGAAAGUGUUCAUACCGUUUAUGAUUUCUAAGAAUGUUCACGAUAUCCACGAAUAUAUAGAGCUUUUCAGAUGUUCGAAUUACAAAUCUUACAUGAAAUCAAGGCCCUUUUAUUACUAUAUUAUUAAAAGGCUUAAGUUCAUGUACCCAGAUUUAUCAGUUAAAUUUCUAAUGACCGCGUUCAUCUUUGUUUUCGACUUUUUUACAGCACUUUUACUAUAUAGAAUUGUAAAAUAUAUAUCGUAUUCAUACAAAAGGGAAGAUGAAGAUAAUGAAAGGAUUUUUGGAACAGCAUCGGUCAAACAUUCCAAAUCACUACCAUUUGUAAUAUUCACGAUUUAUUUGCUGAACCCACCUAGCGUUUUCUACAACUACUCUGCAAACCCUGACGGAUACAAAUACUUCCUCCUCACACUCUCUGUUUACUCCAGUUUGUUUUCUACCCAAAGCAAAUACAAAAGGAAAUCGUCACAUGGAUCAAACAACUGGAUGAGUUGCAUUAAGAACUUUAGGUUCUCAAAUUACUUAUCUGACCUAAUAUUCGUAUCAUUUAUACUCAAAACAUCACAUUCUUUCCUACCACUGCUGUUUCCAAUCGUAUAUAUAAGGAAGUACCACAGAGUUAAAUUAUCUAACGGACCAAUAAAGAUGAACGAGUUUUUAUCUAUUCUAAGGGAGUUCGCCUUCUCAACCACAUUUGUAUUGAUAGUUUUAAGUAUAUUCAAGUUCAGAUUCAUGCCUGAACUGACUAAUCCAUACCGAGCAAUAGACUCUCACCCAUCAAUUGAUUUCUCGUUUACCUGGUACUUGAACGAAUUGCUUCCAGUGGAGUUUGUAAAGGGGACAAUGUUUAAAAAUCAUUUCAUUGGAUUUGUUUUCACAAUUCCACUGCUGGUUGGAUUGAGGAAGUACCCAUUUGACUAUCUACUAAUAAUGACAUGCAUCUGUAUACUAACACACCCAGAAAUGACCGUCCUGGGAGUUACAUUCAUUUUAAUAAUUUUAACUGUGAAUUAUAAACUUCUACAGAGAACACAGCCGUUCUCGAAACUGGUCCACACCAUUCUAGCUCUCCUUAUCAUCUCAGUGUUUUCUUAUGCCUCGUGGAUUGGAAGAUACAUGGCGAACCCCAACUACUUCUUUGGGCCACAGAUCAUCAUCCUGAUUCUGAUCUGCAUAAUAUUGGAAGAUUACACAAAAAUGGUUUAUUUUAGACACACCAAUAAUUUUAAGAAUUUGGUCUAA